AUGAAAUAUUUGCCAGACACAUUUUUUUCAACACGGAAGCAAAAACCAAGUAAAACAAUAGAUCAAUUCCUCAAUGAACUUAAAAAUUUAUCUAAGGACUGUAAGUUCACUGCUGUUACUGCUGAGCAAUAUAAAUCUGAAAUGAUUCGUGAUGAGUUUAUAAAUGGCUUACUCUCCAAUAGUAUACGCCAACGUUUACUAGAAAAUAAAAUAUUAGACCUUUCAUCAGCCUUUGACCAAGCUAGAUCUUUAGGCGUGGCCAAAAAAAAUUCAAACUUAUACUCACAAUUGACUAUACCUACCUCUGCCUCUAUUCAGGAAAUCAAAUCACCUUUGCAAAAACAGUCCAUGACUGAUAAUCACUUAGCUGCUACAGCAAAAUCAAAACAAUUGUGCUGGUUUUGUGGAAACAUAAGACAUCCACGUACUAAAUGUCCUGCUCACGAAGCUAUCUGUCACAAAUGUAAAAAGAUUGGUCAUUUUGAAAAACUUUGCAGAUCAUCUAAUAUUUCUGCUGCUAUUCCUAAAAUUGAUGAUGAUUACUUCUGUGCCACCAUAUCAGCUUCAGCAGACUCUCUAUUCAGAGUUUGUCAUAACAUCAUUAUUAAUGAUAAGUAUAAAGCAGAAGCAUUAAUUGAUAGUGGGAGUACAAACAAAAGUUUUAUAAGCAACAAACUAGUGACUCUACUCAAUUUAAAUAUUAUUUAUGAACAGAGUGUAAUUGGAAUGGCAUCAGCUGCCUUAUCUGCAAAAUCAGAUGGAUAUUGUUAUGUCUCAAUAACUCUUCAAAACAAAAUCUAUAACAAAGUCAAGUUGCAUGUGCUGGAUAACUUAUGUGUAGAUGUUAUUCUUGGCACAGAUUUUCAAGAGUUGCAUGAAAGUAUUACUAUUAAGUAUGGUGGGAAAAGACCACCCAUAACAUUCGCUGUUUUAACAACAAUGAAAACUGAACCUCCUGAAUUAUUUGCUAAUUUCACGCAAGAUUGUCAACCGAUUGCCACUAGAUCUAGAAAUUAUUCUCAAAGAGAUAAAGAAUUUAUUAAAUCUGAAAUCCACCGCCUGACACAAGCAGCAAUAAUAGAGCCUAGUAAUUCACCUUGGCGUGCCCAGGUCUUAGUAGUAAAUGAAAAGACUAAACAUCGCAUGGUUGUUGAUUACUCUGAAACUUUUAAUAAGUAUACUCAAUUAGAUGCAUAUCCUCUACCUAAGAUUGAAACGAUUGUGAAUAUAAUUUCUAAAUACAAAAUUUAUAGUACUCUUGACCUUUGCUCAGCAUACUACCAAAUCCCUUUAUCAAAAAAAGAUUGA
This is a messenger RNA of Hydra vulgaris (swiftwater hydra), 1308 nucleotides long. RefSeq lists its product as uncharacterized. Gene Ontology annotation, molecular function: zinc ion binding; nucleic acid binding. NCBI's taxonomy places the organism in Eukaryota, Metazoa, Cnidaria, Hydrozoa, Anthoathecata, Hydridae. The record is from RefSeq and is a predicted model, not a curated record.